GGAAGCACGUCUAUCCUCAUGUUUGAAACCUAUUUGGAAUUCCUGGUUGCUGCUGGAAGCUAUAUAUUAUACCAAUAUGUCCGCCACUAUCGUAUCAACCCUGACGGUCGUGUGGAGAUACGCCUGGUUCAUUGCGCUUCGUCCAUUGGCUGUCCUCAUGCUGACGGGGGCUGCCGUCUCCCUUGUUCGAUCCGGGCUGUCAAUUUGCAAGGAUAUCCCUUCCAUGGCCUAUGAGAUAUUUAUGUGGUUCACGUCGUAGGGUGUAUCUCACAUCUGUACUUGUCUGUAUUGGUACUGGAGUCUUGUGUUGGCAUUUAUUCUCUUAACUGCAUGGUGGCGUAGCGAGGUCUUGCAUUUUAUAAUCAUUCCGCCCACUCGUACUCAAAUCCACCAAAUCCUAUUCCUUCAAACCCUCG
Molecule: messenger RNA, 416 nt
Organism: Aspergillus sclerotioniger CBS 115572
Lineage: Eukaryota; Fungi; Ascomycota; Eurotiomycetes; Eurotiales; Aspergillaceae
Exons: 3
Coding region: 77-259 (60 amino acids)
Source: RefSeq, a predicted model, not a curated record